GGGUAUGAUGGCGACAACAACCUCAUCGAGGUUAUCCUGUUCGUAAGGAAGUUGUCCGCCAUCGUCUCUAACAUGUGGUAGAUGCCGGCACGUGAUGUUGUUGGGGACGUCGUCAGGUUCCUAGUGUUGGCCCUGGCCGAAGAGCAUAUGGGUGCCAUGCACGGGAACGCGUCGUACGUGGCGCACAUGGAGCCCCCCUACGUGCGAGAGGUUACCUUCACGGGUUGGUCCAAACUUGGUUCCCGGAGGACGGCGUACGAUUGUGUGGCGCAGAUGGUAGACAGGAGCAGGGCAAUGCAUGGGCAUGAGCACAGCAGUGGAACGAACGCAUGCAACCAGAGACACCCUCCCAACAACGAAGACAGUUCAUGUUGUCUGUUGGCGUUUGUCAAUGUGUUUUGUGCAAUUGCCAUUCCUAGCAGUUUUGUCGGAGUCCUUAAUGACGAUGAUGAUGAUGAUGUGAUGGUGACGACGUUGAUGACGAUGAAAUCUGCAAUGACGAUGAAAUAUGUAAUGACGAAGAUGAUGAUGAUGAUGAAAUAUGUACCUUCGAUGAUGAUGAUAAAAUAUGUACCUUCGAUGAUGACGAUGAUGACGGUGAUGACGGUGAUGACGAUGAUGAUGGUGAUGAUGGUCACGAUGGUGUUUAUGUUUUUGACGAUGAAAUGUGUGAAGAUGAUGAUGAUGAUGAUGAUGAUUACGACAGUUGUGAUGCUGAUGACGGUGAUGACGAUAAUGACGAUGAUGACAUCGACGACGACGCAGGCGUUCAUGUUUAGGUAUUGGAUGACGACCUGCCGACGGUGAUGACGCUGGCGUCAUCAUCGUCGUCAUCGACAUCC
Messenger RNA from Chara braunii, 842 nucleotides. The record is from the annotation of a GenBank genome assembly. Lineage: Eukaryota; Viridiplantae; Streptophyta; Charophyceae; Charales; Characeae.